Molecule: messenger RNA, 948 nt
Organism: Geosmithia morbida
Lineage: Eukaryota; Fungi; Ascomycota; Sordariomycetes; Hypocreales; Bionectriaceae
Exons: 2
Coding region: 1-948 (315 amino acids)
Biological process (GO): protein phosphorylation
Molecular function (GO): protein kinase activity
Source: RefSeq, a predicted model, not a curated record
AUGGUGGUGACGAUUACCAGGCGGAAGUAUACAAGACCUUUGAUAGAUCACCCCAUCUACUGCGGAGCAGUAAACGUCAACGAAUUGGAGACUCGCCAGGGACAGUCGGGUAGCAGUGUAGCCACCCGCCGCAAUCAGCAAAACGAAGCCAACAGGACCCAUGUCACGAAAAGGUCAAGGCAGCGUGGUCUAGAAUACCAGUACUGCACUCAGAAAUGCUUAUCGGGCCUUAUAAACGACGGUCCCAUCGACCACGAUUGCCCCAACGCAUCACUACAUGGCCGGCAGCCGAUCAACCAUGCCACCUUCCUCGAGCUCCUUUGGAAGCAGCUGGAAGCAUCGCUAGAUGACGGUAUCUGGCCGUUAGGGAUAGGCGGUUCACGCGGGGUGCUCUUCAAGGUCACUCUCCUCGAGUUUGGCUACACGUUUGUCAGCAAGGGCACCGUGCGGGCGUUUGUGGUGGACCUAGAGCACGAGGCCGCCGUGUAUGCACGCCUGAAGCCUUUGCAGGACACCUACGUGCCUGUGUUCCUCGGGGCCACAGACCUACAGUCUAUGGGGAAGACCUACUACUACGACCAUCGGGUGUAUGUGGUUCAUAUGUCAUUUAUGUCCUGGGGCGGGACUCGACCGGACCCGCAUGGGGGAGAGCGGCUGCGGGAGAAAGCGGCUCUAUCACUACGGGCAAUCCACAAUAAUGGGGUGAUCCAUGGGGACGUGAGGGGGGCCAACAUGCUCUGCAGUGAUGAGAUGGACGGUAUCAUGGUGAUCGACUUUGAGAGAGCAUUGCUGGUGCCGUCGCCUCGGCCUCCGCUGAGCCCAGCGCGGUCGCCUAUCAAGCGAUUACGGACGGAGGAUCCGGGCCAAGAGCGGAGCAGUUCCAAACGCGGUCUCCAGCACUUGUUGGCGUCAGACAGAGCUGCGGUAUCGCACCUUUUCGAAGAAUGA